Molecule: messenger RNA, 531 nt
Organism: Penicillium angulare
Lineage: Eukaryota; Fungi; Ascomycota; Eurotiomycetes; Eurotiales; Aspergillaceae
Exons: 1
Coding region: 1-531 (176 amino acids)
Source: RefSeq, a predicted model, not a curated record
AUGGAAGUUGGCGGAUCUACUCAGGACUGGGCCUCGGCAGCUAAUCUGCUCCAUUUCGGUGAAAAGAAAGCCCAAGUCAUGAGCAUUCUCCGUCCUACUUCGACGCGCUCAUCUUUAGGAUACUACGCUUUCAUGUCUCUACUUACUGAAGGUUUUUGUGUCUACCUAAAAGAUGAUGAUCCUCGAGAAGUUGGACUCAUGACGAUUAACAUUCUCUUGGAAUGGAUGGGCGCUGAUGAAGACUUGCUCGUUGUUAUAGGCGCUGACAUGGGAAAACGAUCAACAGAGCUUUCUGCAAGACUUGUGAGAUUCCAAUGCACUCAUGGAAUCGAGAAAUUCACAACCGAAUAUGAUGGAGAAGUUAGGCUAAUCUUUAUUGACAAUCGGAGCCAUCAAAAGACAAAUGCCAAUGUAAGACUUCUGGGUCCAACUCUCACGCCGGGAUUAUCAAGCAAUCGUUGCAGACGCGAGAUCCUGCAGUCCAAGAAUUCUCAAAGCAGUGGAAUUGUGACGAAGGCUAUCAGAAUCUAG